AUUGAUUAAACAUUUGCUAUAUAAUAGACAUUAGAAAUAAAAUGGUUAGGAAAACCUGGAUCUUAAGGAGUUCACAGAAUGGAUGGGAAACCCGUCAUGUAAAUUACUAUACAAUGUGGAAACUACAGGAAUAGAAAUUUGUGGAAGCCUCAGAGACUAGUACAAUUAGAGAUGGGCAGAGUGGGAAAGGGAUGGACACUGAAGGUGCUUGAAGUCAGGCUGGGUGGGAGUUUUUGAAGUCUAAGUUCUGCAUGACGCAGUGCCUGUCAGUAGAGGGACGUAGGAGUGGGAAACAGCUUCAUUUGUUCAAAGAAUCAUGAGUCAUUCAGUACUGUAUAACAGGGUAAGGGAGAUAAACACCGCGAUCACAAAGGGACUUGUAUGUCCAGAACAAAAACCAGUAGGACCGCCAUAGCUGAUCACCACCCUACACUCACCCCUCCUUGAGUUGACCUGAUCUUCAUAGGCUGGACAUGCACCGCAUGUACUGUAGGCCUCGUUCUUUAUGUUGACCAGUUGGUUACAUUCCCUUGGCUGGUCAACUUACACCGAUUCUACUGCAAGAAGUGUGUAUACCACAAAACUAAUGUUCAUUCAGAAGGUAACGGUGAAGUUAUUCUUGCAAAAAAAAAAAAAAGAUAUUUAUUCAGCAUAUGCGUAGGACCAGCCGCUGUUCCACGUCGUGGGGUCGCGAGGGGAACCAGACACGGGCCCCACUUUGAGCUCACGCCCUGACGGGGAGCCAGACAAUGAAUUAUCAGAGUGGGCUGGUUAGGAGCAGAGCUGCCGUCGCCGGGCACGCGUCAGGUGCUGAAGCCUUAUUUAAGCCGGGGUCUGUGGACCUCAGCUGGGCCGGAGACGGCAGGAGCAAUAACGUCCUUCCCCUGGAGCGCUUCUGCUCCGGUGAAAGCCCCCUCCUUGGGGAAUGAGUCAAUCGACAACUGUCCACGAACUGGACUGACCACGCGGCGACACAGCGACUGGGCCCGCGUUUAUCGGGUUUCUGGGAAUCGGCGCGCCAGCCCUGUCUUGACAAGAGCAGCCAGCGAAUUUCCCCUGCCUGGAAAUUAAGCCCCUCUGCAGCAGCACCGCAGGUGGAGCAUUUAGGGGUGGCCUCCCGCCGGCGUCUCGGGAGCCGGGUGGGAGCGUCUCACCCGCAGACCUCAGGCCACGCCCUUUUCUCUUUUGGUACCUGCACCGCCUCCUGUAGAGGGGCCUCCGAACCUGCAGGGGGCGACGGAACCCCCUGUCGCUCUCUGGUCACGUCACGCUCCGCUUGAGGCUGUUUCCGGGUCAGAAAUCAACCGGUCCUGUGUUCAUGGGCCAUGGUGCAGCUGCGACCGCGAGCGUCCCGCGCCCCGGCGUCGGCGGAGGCGAUGGUGGACGAGAGUCAGCCGGCCUCGGAGGAGGAGGCGGAACAUGGCUUGUUGCUCGGGCAGCCCAGCAGCGGCGCAGCCGCCGAGCCCCUGGAGGAAGACGAGGAAGGAGAAGACGAGUUUGACGACGAGGCCCCGGAGGAGCUGACUUUCGCCAGCGCCCAGGCGGAGGCCAGAGAAGAGGAACGGCGAGUGCGGGAGACAGUGCGCAGGGAUAAAACGCUCCUGAAGGAGAAGAGGAAGCGACGCGAGGAGCUGUUUAUCGAACAAAAGAAAAGAAAACUCCUUCCAGAUACUAUUCUAGAGAAGUUAACUACAGCUUCACAGACCAGCAUAAAGAAAUCACCAGCAAAGUUAAAAGAAGUUAAUUUGCAAAAGAAAAAUGAAGAGUGUGAAAAAGGAAGUGAUUCCAAGAAAGUUAAAGUACAAAAAGUACAGUCUGUCAGCCAAAAUAAAAGCUAUGUGUCUGUAAGGCUAAAAGACCAAGAUCUGAGAGAUUCAAGGCAGCAAGCAGCCCAAGCCUUCAUACACAAUUCUUUAUAUGGUCCAGGAACCAACCGAACUACUGUUAAUAAGUUCCUGUCUCUUGCCAACAAGAGGUUACCAGUGAAAAAGGCUGCAGCCCAAUUUUUGAAUAAUUCUUGGGGAACCCAGAAAAAACAAAAUGCCAAGAAGUUUAAAAGACGAUGGAUGAUCCGAAAGAUGAGAACUCCUAGGAAGUAAACUGAAGCUAAAUGAAAAGUCUGUAUUGAAAUUUAAAGAUAUUUAAAGGACCAACUUCUCUGAAAUAAAAAAUCAAAUAAAGAAAUCAUUCAUAAAUCACUUUAAAAGGUCAUUAUAAAAACUAUACAAAUCUACUUAGAAGUACUUGGCCACAUUUUAUCCUUAUGGAGUAUGCCUUAUAGUCUUUGAGGCUCCUAGAAGAUGAAAAGAAAUGAGUUUUCCUUUCUUUUUACACAUUUAACUGAAUGCAAGCAAUACCCCCACCAGCAAUAGCAACUCUUCUAUUCCCAUCACCCCCUGACCCAGGUGGGCAUGUGGCAGGAAGAUGGAAGAAGAACAGACAUCAGAAAAGACUUCUCAAUGGCUGUGCUCUUGAAGUUUUGGUGCAACUUUCACAAAAUGCUGCUUUGUGAUAUUCCUCAGGGAAUAUGAGGAAGUAAUUGUGAAAGAAUGCAGAAUCUUAGUAUAGAUUUAAGUAUCUGUUCUUCUUACAAAGAUUCAGCACACAAAAUAUAACUGACGAACACCUUUACCAAACUGAAGGAUCAGGAUAGUCUGAACAGCUUUUUAAAUUUUACUUGGCUGGGUACAAUGGUUCAUGCCUGUAAUCCUAGCACUUUGGGAGGCCAAGUGGGCAGCAUAGUAAACCUACAAAAAGAUUUUUUUAAAAAUUAGCCAGGUGUGGUGGCACACACCUGUAGUCCUAGCUCCCUGAGAAGCUGAGGUGGGAGGAUCACUUGAGCCCAAGGGUUGAGCUUACUGUGAACUAUGAUAAUACCAUUGCACUCUAAGCCUGGGUAACAGAGCCAAGACUCUGUCACAAAAUAAAUAAGUUGUACUUUUAACCAGUUUUGAGUUUUGCUUGACUGGCAAGUUUCACAUGCCAUAUUGUGACUGAAAAUAAGAAGUUAAAUUUCCUUUUGUCUUUCUAUACCCCCUACAAUGUCAGGUUUGACUCCAGUCCAAGGAAGUCAGUAAACUGAAGUCUUAGCCUGAAGAAAUCAGGUUAACAGUAGAAGCCAUUAAUUGUAUCUGUUCUAAUUUCAUAUUAAUUGUAAGAAGUACACAAGUACCUAACAUAUUAAUUCAACUGACACUAGUAUCUGUAGAAGUAAAUUUUUAAUGGCUGGUUAAUUAUAUCACUACAUUUUUAUUGCAAUAUAGUACUCAUUUAAGCACUUAAAAAUGGAAGGUGUACAAAGAUUAAAUUAAGACACGGUAAAUUGACUAAAUAUUUGGUUUUUAUAUAAAUAAAGGUCAUAACCACACUGUU
This is a messenger RNA of Nycticebus coucang (slow loris), 3372 nucleotides long. It is a transcript of the gene NOL7, whose product is annotated as nucleolar protein 7. Gene Ontology annotation, molecular function: RNA binding. The coding region runs from base 1326 to 2099 and encodes 257 amino acids. Gene Ontology annotation, cellular component: nucleus. NCBI's taxonomy places the organism in Eukaryota, Metazoa, Chordata, Mammalia, Primates, Lorisidae. The transcript is spliced from 8 exons. The record is from RefSeq and is a predicted model, not a curated record.